AUGUUAUCCAAGGAGAAAGAGGAAAAACUAGCUGUGAUUGAUGCUGAGUUAAAAAAGAAUGAAGAACUCUUAAGAAUUUGUGAGAAAAAGCUAGUUGUUCGUGAUUCUGCAGUGGCCGCAUUGAAAGAACAACUUGAGUAUGUGAAAAUACAAAAUAGAGAGACGCAACGCUUGAAAGAUGAAAAUGAAAGCCUUAAGAAGAACAUUCAGACAAUGAACGGGUUACAGAAAGUUUUGAAUGCAACAAGUGAAGAAGUGGAGAUGAUGCUGCAAGGCUAUUCAGAUGUCAGGACUAUUGCAACAUUUGCCACAGCUUUGAAAAGGGCACUCUGCGAAUCAGAAUCAAAGAAGAACGAAUCAAGAGAUCGGCUCCAGUUGGUCAAGCAACAACUCGCAGCUGAAAAGAAUACUGUUUCUGAUUUGCAGAAUAAAUUACGGUCAGCUGAGGAGCAAAUUGCUGAAUAUCACAGAGAGAAAUCGCAGGAGAAGAAAAGAAAUGCUGUGGAGGCAUUUGGCGGCAACACUAAGAGUGUGGAAUCCUUGGCACCGAUCAAACUACAGAGGCUAGAGUCACCUGUGCCCGCCACUGCCAACAACACUAGUUUUACCACCCUGGUGAACUCAAUUGAAACGUCAGAUUCCCCUUACUUGAGACUGAAGCAAAGCAACUUGGCACUUGCUGCAUUACAGCAAAGACAUCCUAAUGUCCCUGACAAAAGUCUCAAGCCAUCAGAAUUUGCACUCCUCAAUUCUGCUAAGUCUUCACUAUUUAAGAAAACAAACAGUUCAACCAUUGCACAGAAACACAGUAUAUUCCACAAAAAAGAAUCCGCGCUGGUGGACUUUGAAAAGUAUGAGCAAGUCUCAGAGUUGGAUGUUUCUUAUGAUGGUUUGGGUGGACACUCAAAGCCAAACUUAUUCCCAGUGCCUAAUACUAAGCCUGUCAUGAAAGGUCUUAUACCAAGAUUAUCCGCCAAGCACAAACUGAAAAAGCCAAAUACUGCUGGUAGCCAGAAUAUUGGGAAAAUGUUAGAGAAAAUUAAAGAUAACAUU
This is a messenger RNA of Iphiclides podalirius (scarce swallowtail), 1053 nucleotides long. Lineage: Eukaryota; Metazoa; Arthropoda; Insecta; Lepidoptera; Papilionidae. The record is from the annotation of a GenBank genome assembly.